AUGGCGAAACUUCCAAUUUCCAAUGACAGCCCAUCAUCGUCGCUUCUGUCUCUUCCAGCCUUUCGAAGUUUUAUCUGGCCCACUCAUGUCCGGCUUCGCUUCUUCGUCUCAAGGGACUCUGAAGACUCAUUCUCAGUGUUUAUCAGGCUGGAAAUGGCCAGAGGAGAGCGUCACGGACAAAGGAGAUUUGGUUCAAUGAAAGCAGCCAAUGGAAGGCAAAGAGAAGCAGUUCUUGAAGGCAAUUCUACAUUGAAGAAACCUCAAAGGUCUUUAUCAGAGAGAUUGUCUCCAAGAAGAACAGAGAUUCAUCGGCUGAGGAGGGCGAUCAGUCAGUCGAGAGAAUCUGGGCUUGUUGACGCAAGGAAGAUGGUGAGGGAUCUGGCUUCAAGAAUGGAAGAGUCCAAUUCCAAAGAGAAGGCUCAUAAACUGGAAGGAGGUGAAGAAGAAUGGGAAUCGGCUGUUGAAGACACAGAGAAUCAUCAUUACGCAGAAGUGAUGAGAGAACUGGAAUUUGUGAAGCAGGAACUGAGCAAGCUCAAGCUUGAAAUGGCUUCCGUUUUGGAAGAGAGGAGUACAGCAGAGAACGUGACUGAAGCAUCGAGUUCAAAAAUAUUGCCUUAUUUAAGCCCUGCAGCUGUCUGGAGGAAGGAGAUUGAAGAAUUCAACGAACAACAAUUGCAGGUAGAAGCCAUUGACGCUCAUGGAAAAGAAGAAAAGGGUGAAUUUUCAUUCGCAGUGGAGAACGCGAGGAAGAAAAUGAACGACAUUCUCCAGGAAAGUGACCGUGCAAAGAAGAUCGAAAUGGAACUUGCUGUUAUAACUUAUGAUGUGAAAAUGUUGGAGGACGGACUGAAUAUGGCAAAAGAAACAAAAAAGAGGGAAUCGGAAUCUCCAUUGGAGUUACAGUCUGUCAUUGAAGAACUGGAGGCGGCGAAGAAAGAACUAGAGUCGACUAAGGAAGAAGGAUUUCAGUUCACGGCGUCGAUGGACGUCAUAAGAAACGAGCUCAAGCAUGUCUCGGAAGAACUGGCUCGAUUGCAGAAAACCGAAGGAAACAUAGAUGCGAGUGUUCAACUUCUGAAUUCGAAGCUUCCCAGAGCAAAUUCGAAGCUGGAAUCCGUUUCUGCGGCGGAGGAAAAGGCCACGACGAUCGUGUCCAAUCUAUCGCUCUCUCUCGAACAACUGAAAACGGAAGCCGAGGCGGCGAAGAAGGAGAAGGAGCUCAUCUCCGAGCAAACAUUGAGCAUGAAGGCUGAAAUUCAGAGAACCGAGUCACAAAUUGGAUUAGCCGAGGAAAGAUUGCAGGCGGCCAUGCGAGAGCUUGAAGCUGUGAAAUCAUCAGAAUCAACGGCUCUUGAGAAUUUAAGAUCGUUGAUAGAGAAGACGAACGGAGCUAGGGCAUCUGGUUCUGCGUGUCAUCACAGCUCGACGACAACCAUCUCGAAGUUCGAAUACGAGUACUUAACUGGACGUGCGGUUGGAACCGAAGACAUCGCAGAUAAAAAGGUUGCAGCGGCUCAGGCAUGGAUCGAAGCUCUGAAAGCAAACGUAAAGGAGAUACUGAUGAAAACUGAACUGGCUCACAGAAAAAUCAGAGAACGAAAGGUAGAGGAAGAGGAAGAGGAAGAAACCUAUAAAACAGAGAAGCCGCUUCCACAAAAGAGAGCGGUUGAGACAGAGAGACAGAUUUGGAGGGAGAAAACCGAUGGGAGACAACCGGGAACACAGAAAUUACAGCUUCAGGUGAAAGGGAACCGCAAUUCAACGGCGUCGGCAAGAAGAGGAAGGUCCCGGAAAACUGCAUCGCCGGCAACUCAGCAUACGCCGGGAUUGGGUAAUCCUUCCAGUACCAAGAGAAAAGAGAAGGCAUUGCCAAUUCUAGCAAGUUCCUACUAUAACAAGAGCGUUAAUAAGGACCAUUGA
Molecule: messenger RNA, 1923 nt
Organism: Diospyros lotus (date-plum)
Lineage: Eukaryota; Viridiplantae; Streptophyta; Magnoliopsida; Ericales; Ebenaceae
Product: protein PLASTID MOVEMENT IMPAIRED 15-like
Exons: 3
Coding region: 1-1923 (640 amino acids)
Source: RefSeq, a predicted model, not a curated record